Trichosurus vulpecula (common brushtail) is the source of this 1239-nucleotide messenger RNA. It is a transcript of the gene AGTRAP, whose product is annotated as angiotensin II receptor associated protein. The transcript is spliced from 5 exons. NCBI's taxonomy places the organism in Eukaryota, Metazoa, Chordata, Mammalia, Diprotodontia, Phalangeridae. Gene Ontology annotation, cellular component: plasma membrane. The record is from RefSeq and is a predicted model, not a curated record. The coding region runs from base 142 to 627 and encodes 161 amino acids. Gene Ontology annotation, biological process: regulation of blood pressure; angiotensin-activated signaling pathway.
GGGGGGAGGGGGACGCCAGGGGCGGGGCCGGGAAAGUUUCUUUCCCAACUCUCUGGGUAACGUCCUAACCACUGCAGCCGCCCCCGCCGCCGCCUGCUUCCGUGUAGUCUGAACCCGGCCCUGGCUCCGGCUUGGCCUGGGAUGGAGCUGCCCGCCGUGAACCUCAAGGCCAUUGUUCUGGUGCACUGGCUGUUGACAACAUGGGGCUGUUUGGCAUUCUCAAACUCCUAUGCUUGGGCUAAUUUCACCGUCCUGGCUCUGGGGGUGUGGGCCGUUGCUCAACGAGAUUCCCUGGAUGCCAUAAUUAUGUUUCUGGUCGGCCUGGCCAUCACCAUCCUCCUGGAUAUCAUCUACAUCAGCAUCUUCUACCCACAUGGGGUCCCACUGUCCGACACGAUACGUUUCAGCACGGGCAUGGCCAUCUUCAGCCUCCUGCUGAAGCCCCUGUCCUGCCUCUUUGUCUACCACAUGUACCGAGAGCGAGGGGGCGAGUUCAUCCUCAACAUAGGUUCCUUUGGCCCAUUGCAGGAGCGCAGCUCGUACCAGACCAUUGACACACAGGAGGACCCUGCCUUGGCACACCCCUAUGCAGACCUGGAGAGCAAGCCAGCAGCUCGACCCUACUGAGACCCCACUCCCACCCGAUGUCCCCAGAGAUCUUAACCACCUCCUCCUCCUCUAAUGCUGGGCAUUCAUUCCCUACACUGAAGACUCUCUCACUCCAUUCCCCCUUGCCCUUCCCUCUCAGAGCUUAUGAGCCUCUACCACUGGGUGAUGUCUCCGUCUCUGCUUCCCUUGGACGAAGUGGGCUCAUCAUUGAGCGACAGUCUCUCUCCUCCAAUUGUGAGCCACCUCCCAGGCUCUCAGCACCGUACUCCCCAAGGUCUGUCUUACCCUUGAGAGACUCCCUACCACUACCACUUUAAUGCACUUUUGAUAGGCUGAGUCCGUCUGGCGCCCCCUUCAGGGCCACACUGCCAAGUGCCUCAGCUGUGCCAGGGUCUCUGCAGCCCCAAGUGUGGCCAGUGAGGGAAGCCGUCCUCCCCAUCCCCAGGUGGGUGGCUAGCAUUUCCAUAGCAUUGCCUCCAUGGCUAUGGGGCAACACUGAGGGAAGCCUCUCCCUCUGCUGCUCCCCAGGGGCGCUGCUCCACCAUGCACACUGGGACGGAGCCUCUGAAACACUGCCAUUGCCUUCGUUCUGUAAGUGCCGAGUCAUGGCAUUAAAGCUUGAGGAAUCCA